CGCUGGAUCACUGGACUGGAAUAAUGUAAAACGUGCAUAAGUUAAUAUAACUGACAUGAGUUGGUUUUUUUAUUUCAUAGUAUGGAUUUAUUCCCUUUGCCUGUCUAAUUGGACAAAAUAAACAAAAAAUCUAUUUUUGUUUUUCAAUGCACUUCUGGUCUUUUUGCCAAAUCUUCAUGAAAAGUAUUUAAAUGAAAUAAAUUUAUUUCUCAUUAACUAUGCGAUGGAAAUACGUGAAUAGGAACGAGAUAUUCCGUAAACAUCAUGCGAAAGUUAAACAGUAACACGGGUCUGCAAAACGUCAACAGAACCCGCGAAAUUUAAAACAAAAUACAAAUUCAAUUUGGACUGUCACCGGAAAAUCAAUAACUUCUUUUGGGGAAAUGAUUGGGUGCAUCAUCUAUUAAGAGCAGACAGUACUGUGAAGAAAUAAGAAAACGUUACUCGGAAAUUGGCGUUCAGCCAAUUUUGAGAUUAUCUGCGAGUUUCAGUAGAUGGACUGUGGGUUAAAACUAUUUCGUGUUCUAAAAAUAUCAUUUCGAACAAGGUUUUGUUUUUACUACUGCUACAAUAAAAUAAUGAAGCACGUGGAACUUUCAUAUACGAAAGACUUGAUGCCAACAUUAGGUCUUGGAACGUGGCAAGCUCCCUCUGAUGUUAUAGAGUCUACUGUAUACAAAGCCUUAGAUUUGGGCUAUAGGCACAUAGAUACAGCAUUUAAUUAUAAUAAUGAGGAAUCUAUCGGAAGAGCCCUUAAGAAGUGGAUUGAUGAUGGCAAAGGAACAAGAACUGAUUUAUUUGUCACGACUAAGCUUCCUCACGUGGGUAAUCGCGCAUCUGAUGUGAAGAAAUUUUUAGAACUCCAGCUUAGUCGACUGCAGUUGGACUAUGUCGAUUUAUAUUUAAUUCACGUUCCGUUCGGGUUCCACUGCGAUCCGGAGACGCUGACUCCAAGGGUCAAGAGUGAUGGGGAAUACGACGUAGAUAUGGAUACCAAUCAUCUUACUAUUUGGAAGGAAAUGGAACUAUGUCAAAGGGAAGGUUUAAUCCGUAAUCUUGGUUUGUCGAAUUUCAACGAGGAGCAGAUAAGAAAAAUUUCUAAGUCAUCUACAAUCAAGCCACAAGUCCUCCAAGUAGAAUUGCAUGCGUAUUUCCAACAACAGGGACUUCGGAAGUUUUGUACCGAUAAUGACAUCGUAGUCACGGCUUACGCGCCUUUGGGUAGUCCCGGAGCUAAAGAUCAUUUCGUUACCAAAUACAACUAUAGCCCGGAUACGUUCCCCGAUUUACUAAACUUACCACCAGUAAAAGAGAUUGCUGAUAAGCACGGCCGAACACCAGCACAAAUAUUACUAAACUUCUUAGUACAACAAAAGGUCGUUGUAAUACCAAAGAGCACAAGUGAACAUAGACUAAGAGAAAACAUGAAUAUUUACGAUUUCGAGUUGUCAGCGCCUGAAAUGGAUUUGCUAAAGAAGUUGGACAAGGGGGAGAGUGGUCGUAUUUUUAAUUUUCUAUUCUGGAAAGGUGUGGAGAAACACCCAGAAUAUCCGUUCCAUAUUGAAAAAAUUGAUUCCAGCAAAGACAAACAUUAAUUAAUACGUUCAUUUGAAUAAGUUGCUAUGGAACAGCAUUAUUGUAAGGCAACUAUAAAUAACCAUUGAUAAUAUAUAAUUAAUUCCACUGAAGUAUUUUUAAAAUUAUUUAUGGUUUCAUUAAUGUAAUUUAGAUUUUAUUUAAAAUUUAAUUGCUGUUAAAUUUGUGAAGCAUGCAACUUUGUUAUGUUGUUUUAUCAGUAAAACUGAUGAUGUACGCUUGGCGCUUUGACCAAUAAAUGCAAUUUCCGCAUUAAUAAAAUUCGUUUAAAACGGAAUCAAA
Messenger RNA from Bombyx mori (domestic silkworm), 1878 nucleotides. Its product is annotated as aldo-keto reductase family 1 member B1. Bases 495 to 1595 code for a protein of 366 amino acids. NCBI's taxonomy places the organism in Eukaryota, Metazoa, Arthropoda, Insecta, Lepidoptera, Bombycidae. Gene Ontology annotation, cellular component: cytosol. The transcript is spliced from 7 exons. The record is from RefSeq and is a predicted model, not a curated record. Gene Ontology annotation, molecular function: aldose reductase (NADPH) activity.